AUGACAACCACCGUACCAUUGAUCUACUCGUUUGCCGGCUACGAAGGCGUUGCCGACGCCGUGGCCGACCACGUGAUCCUGGCCCAAAACAUGACCUUGUACAACACCUUAGAUAAGGAGGCGAUUGCCAAACUAAAGGAGGCGGCUUCAAGGCCUUCUUUGACUAGUGAGGUUUCGCUGGCGCUGAUUCUGGGUGUCGCUUCGCCCAGACCGUCCUUCAGUCGGAACGGACUGGCGCAGAAUGCUGCUGCUACAGCCAACGGCGACGAACGUGUGUCGUCGAGAAGAAAGAAGGAGAUCAAGAAGAAGGCCGAACAACGGUUCAAGAUUGCCAUUUCCGGCGGAUCGCUCAUCAAGAUCAUGCACCUUGGCUUGUUGCCGAGGGAAGACGAGAUUGAAUGGGACAAGUGGGAUAUCUACUUUGCCGACGAGCGGUUGGUGCCCUUUGACAGCCUGGACUCGAACUACGGGCUGGCCAAGCGGGAGAUCUUUGACUUGAUCAAGAGCGAAAAGAAGCCCAACGUGUACCACAUUGACGAGCUGUUGAUUCUGGACCCGCAAGAGUGUGCGGACGCCUACGAGAAGUUGCUCAUUGACAACUUUGCCAAGAAGGACUCGGUCAAGUUGCCCAUGUUUGACCUUUUGCUUCUCGGGUGUGCUCCCGACGGCCACAUUGCAUCGUUGUUCCCCAAUUUUGGCGAGCAGUUGCGAGAGAAGUUGGCGUGGUGCAUGUCGGUGGAGAAGGCGCCACUGGGUCCUGAAAACAGAAUCACCUUGUCGAUUCCUGUCAUCUGCCACGCCCACCGAGUCACAUUUGUCGUGGAGGGCUUGACGAAAGCGCCCAUUAUGCGGACCAUCAUGGAGAGACCGGAGAAGGGGUUGCCGAGCUCGAUUGUGAACGAGGGAGCCGCCGGCAGGGUCACCUGGUUCGUGGACGACGAUGCAUUGAAGGACUGCUAUGAUAUCACCAAGAAGAAGUACAAGUUUCUCAGUAUUCCCGAGCCCAGCAGCUAG
Messenger RNA from Candidozyma pseudohaemuli, 1014 nucleotides. RefSeq lists its product as uncharacterized. Lineage: Eukaryota; Fungi; Ascomycota; Pichiomycetes; Serinales; Metschnikowiaceae. Bases 1 to 1014 code for a protein of 337 amino acids. The record is from RefSeq and is a predicted model, not a curated record. Gene Ontology annotation, biological process: carbohydrate metabolic process; pentose-phosphate shunt. The transcript has a single exon. Gene Ontology annotation, molecular function: 6-phosphogluconolactonase activity.